Molecule: messenger RNA, 4338 nt
Organism: Triticum turgidum subsp. durum (durum wheat)
Lineage: Eukaryota; Viridiplantae; Streptophyta; Magnoliopsida; Poales; Poaceae
Source: the annotation of a GenBank genome assembly
AUGGAAGAGCUAUUGGCCACCAUGGCAAUCGAGCCAUUGGUGUCCAAGCUGUUAGACAAGGCGUCCAGCUACCUCCUGGACCAGUACAAUGUGAUGGAGGGAAUGGAGGAGCAGCACAAGACUCUCAAACGCAAGCUUCCGGCCAUCCUUGACGUCAUCACCGACGCCGAGGAGCAGGCCACGGCACACAGAAAAGGUGCCAAAGCCUGGCUCCAGGAGCUCAAGACGGUGGCCUAUGAGGCAAAUGAAGUCUUUGACGAAUUCAAGUACGAAGCACUCCGCCGUCAAGCCAAGAACGAUGGGCACUACAGCAAGCUCGGCUUUGAUGUAAUCAAACUCUUCCCUACUCACAAUCGUGUUGUGUUCCGUUACAAAAUGGGUUGCAAGGUUUGCCUGAUUCUGCAGGCCAUUGAGGUCCUCAUAGCAGAGAUGCAUGCCUUUAGGUUUAAGUACCGACCACAGCCGCCAGUGUCCAAGCAGUGGAGGCAGACCAAUCAUUUUAUCAUCGACCCACAAGAAAUUGCGAGCAAAUCUAGACACAAAGAAAAAAAGAAGAUUAUAGAUAUACUACUUGGUCAAGCUAGCCGCUCAGAUCUCGCAACUAUUCCCAUUGUUGAAAUGGGCGGCCUUGGCAAGACCACAUUAGCUCAGCUCAUAUACAAUGAGCCUGAAAUUCAGAAGCAUUUCCAGUUGCUGCUCUGGGUCUGUGUCUCUGAUACCUUUGAUGUGAACUCCCUGGCCAAGAGUAUUGUUGAAGCAUCUCCCAAGGAAAAUGAUGAUAUAGACAAACAAAAAUCACCACUGGAAAAACUACAGGAAUUGGUCAGAGGGCAGAGGUAUCUCCUUGUAUUGGAUGAUAUCUGGAACAACAAAGAGUUCCAUAAGUGGGAAACACUGAAGGCCUGUCUGCAUGGUGGCAUGGGUAGUGCAGUGUUGGCAACAACUCGUGACAAACGAAUUGCUGAAAUUAUGGAUGCAACACCCUACAAUCUCAAUAUUUUGGAGGAUUGCUUCACAAAGGAAAUUAUUGAGACCAGAGCAUUCAGCUCGAAGAAAGAAAAGCCUACUGGACUAGUUGAGAUGGUUGAUGAAUUUGUGAAGAGAUGUUCUGGAUCUCCAUUAGCUGCAACGGCACUGGGCUCUGUACUUCGUACCAAGACCAGCGUAGAUGAAUGGAAGGUUGUAUCAUCCAGAAGCAGCAUUUGCACCGAGGAAACUGGAAUUUUGCCAAUACUGAAGCUUAGCUACAACGACUUGCCAUCAGACAUGAAGCAGUGCUUUGCUUUCUGUGCUGUAUUUCCGAAGGAUUACAAGAUUGAUGUGGAGAAACUGAUCCAACUAUGGAUCGCAAAUGGCUUCAUCCCAGAACACAAGGAAGAUAGUCUUGAAACUGUUGCAAAAUAUAUUUUCAAUGAGCUGGCAUCAAGGUCAUUUUUUGUGGAGAUAGAGGAAACUGUUGCAAAUGGCUUUAUCCCAGAAUUCUUGUCAAAUAAUUAUUCCAGAACAACAUGCAAAAUCCAUGAUCUUAUGCAUGAUAUUGCAUUGUCGGUUAUGGAAAAGGAAUGCAUUGUUGCGACUGUGGAACCAAGUCAAAUCAAGUUGCUUCCAGAUACUGCUAGGCAUUUGUUCCUGUCUUGUGAAGAAACAGCAGAUAUUUUGAAUGAUUCUAUGGAGAAAAGAUCCCCUGCUAUCCAAACCCUGUUGUGUGGUAGCUCUCUGCGAAGCUCAUUGCAACAUCUAUCAAAGUACAGAUCUUUGCAUGCCUUGAAGCUCACUAUUAAGACAAAAUCAUUUCCACUGAAACCAAAGUAUCUGCAUCACUUGAGGUACCUUGAUCUCUCAUACAGUAACAUUAAAGCACUUCCUGAAGAUAUAAGUAUUCUAUAUAACCUGCAAACGCUGGACCUUUCCUACUGCCCUUACCUUGAUCGACUUCCAAUGCAAAUGAAGUAUAUGACCUCUCUCCGUCACCUCUACACUCAUGGAUGUUUGAAGUUGAAGACCAUGCCUCCAGAACUAGGAAAACUCACUAACCUGCAGACGAUUACAUGUUUUGUAGCAGCAGUUACUGGCCCUCACUGCAGUGAUAUUGCAGAGUUGCAGGACCUAAACCUUGGUGGUCAGCUGGAGCUAUGUCAGAUAGAGAAUAUUGAUACAAAAGCAGAAGCGAAAUUGGCAAAUCUCGGUAAAAAGAAGGAUCUCAGACAACUGACAUUAAAAUGGACUUCUGUUUGUGACACUGAGGUGCUCAACAAUUUCGAACCUCAUGGUGAGCUACAGGUUCUGAAGAUAUAUUCCUACGGAGGAGAGUGUAUGGGUAUGUUGCAAAACAUGGUUGAGAUACAUCUUUCUCAUUGUGAAAGAUUGCGAUUUUUAUUUAGAUGCAGUACAAUCUUAACUUUUCCAAGACUGAAGGUGCUUACGCUAGAACAUUUGUUGGGUUUUGAGAGAUGGUGGAAAAUAGAUGAGAGGCAAGAAGAACUUACAAUAUUUCCUGUGCUUGAGAAGUUAUGUAUUAGUAAUUGUGAAAAGUUGGUAGCAUUACCUGAAGCACCAUUGCUGCAAGGAUCUUGUGGUAAAAGUGAUUAUACAUUGGUACACUCAGCGUUUCCUGCCCUAAAGGUACUCGAAAUGAAAGACCUGGAGAGCUUUCACAGAUGGGAUGCAGUCGAAGAGACUCAAGGUGAACAGAUAUUGUUUCCUCAGCUUGAGAAACUAUCAAUUCAGGAAUGUCCAAAGUUGAUAAAUUUACCUGAAGCACCAUUGCUUCAAGAACCAUGUAGCAGAGGUGGUUAUAGAUUGGUACACACAGCAUUUCCUGUCCUAAAGGUGCUCAAAGUGAAAGGCUUAGAGAGCUUUCAGAGAUGGGAUGCUGGUGCAAAAGGAGAACAGAUAUUGUUUCCUCAGCUUGAGAAACUAUCAAUUCAGAAGUGCCCAAAGAUAAUAGAUUUUCCCGAAGCACCAAAACUCAGUGUAUUAGAAAUUGAAGAUGGCAGGCAAGAGGUCUUCCAUUUCGUAGACAAUUUUUUUUCUUCACUGACCGAUCUGAUACUGAAGCUAGAAGACACAGAAACAACAUCAGAGACAGAGCGCACUUCAAUUGUAGCAGUGGACAACAAGGAGAACUGGAACCAUAAAUCCCCUCUUACAGUUAUGGAGUUAGGAUGCUGCAACUUAUUCUUUGGAUCAGGUGCACUAGAGCAGUGGGACUAUUUUGUACACCUUGAAGGUUUGGAAAUUGGUAGAUGUGAUGUGCUUGUCCACUGGCCAGAGAAAGUGUUCCAAAGCUUGGUAUCCUUGAGAAGAUUAAAGAUUGUAAACUGCAAAAAUCUGACUGGAUAUGCACAAGCUCCUCUUGAGCCAUCAGCAUCCAGUAGGAGCCAAUGCCUGCCAGGUCUGGAGUCUCUUGAGUUACGUUAUUGUGCAAGUUUGGUAGAGAUGUUCAACGUCCCAGCAUCUCUCAAGAGCAUGUAUAUUCAUGGGUGCAUUAAGCUCGAGCCCAUCUAUGGCAAGCAGCAGGGCAAGCCAGAGUUCGUUGAAGGCUCUUCUUGUAGUGAGGCAAUCAUGCCUGCAGGUGUGUCAGAGUUAUCAUCAUCAUCACUCAUGAAUCACUUCUGUUCAUGCCUAGAAGAGCUAAGUAUAUCUGGAUGUGGAAGCUUACCAGCGGUUCUAAAUCUUCCAAAGUCCUUAAAGACCAUAAGUAUUGCUCACUGCAGUAGUAUUCGAGGCCUAUCUUAUCAGAUGGGUGGGCUCCAGAGACCCGAAGUCACUACCUCCAUAAAUGUACCAGAGCCGUCAGCAGCAGUAGCAACGAGGCAUUCGCUUCCUCCUUAUCUUGAAUCUCUAGAAGUAUUGUUCUGUGCUGGCAUGUUGGGGGGGAUUCUCCAUCUGCCCACGUCCCUUAAGAGACUGACCAUUAUUGACAACGCUGGGCUGACAUCGCUUGAGUCAAUGCCGGGAGAGCACACCCCAUCCUUUGAAUCCCUUCAUCUUCUUGGCUGUUGUACCCUGGCAUCCCUACCAAAUGAGUCACAGGCAUACGAGUCUCUCAAAAAGCUUAUUAUUAAGCUCUGUCCUGCUAUAAAGAAGCUGCCUCGAUGCCUGCAGCAGCAGCUGGGUAGCAUUGACCACAAACGACUAGAUGCCCAUUAUGAAGUAACGGAAUUUAAACCAUUUAAGCCGAAGACAUGGGAGGAAAUACCAAGAAUAGUUCGCGAGUGGAGGUUAUUCAGCCUUUUUCCUGGCGAGAACCCCGAAAGAGCAGGAAGCUUCUUUCAACUCAUACAGGAGAAUAAUGUUGCCCAGUUAAGCAAGGAAAACAGGAUGACAACCACGUAG